AUGCCGUAUGGGGACGAUGUCCUCGCUGGCACAAGUAUGUCAACGACGAAUGGGGUUCAGGCUAGCGGCGAGCUGGCGGAGGCAGACGGAGGCGGAUGGGGUGAUGGCAUGGCGGAGGCGGAGGCGGAGGCGGAGGCAGAUUACGGUGUCGCACACGAGCAGCAGCAAGCUGGAGGUGAGGAGGGGAGAGGAGCUACUGCGUGUCGAUGGCAGCGCACUGUGCUCGCUCGCUCGCUCGCUCAGCCGAGUCGGUCCUUCCGGAGCCAUGAGCGUGCUAGCGAGCGCCCUCGAGCGCUGGGUGUGGAGUGUUCGUCCAAAGGGCAUCUUCUCACCGCACAUGGGAUGAUCAAAGGUCAAUCUCUCUGCCACGUUCUGAGCCGGCAUCUUGGUCAGGAGAUGUUCGUCCACCCUUGCAGAUCGGAGAGUGCCAAGGCUCGCCGAGGGAUUACUGGAGCGCAAAACACCCAACGCCGCAUCACGUGUACAUCGCGCUCCAUCGCGGGCAUUGACCCCGGGCCGAGCCAGCCUUUCCCUUUCCCUUUCGAAGCUCAGCGGAAGGCGAGAGCAAGGAGUCCGCGCGACACCACUCCAUCGCUGCUGCCGCCGCCGCCGCCAAAUGCUGCUGCUGCUGCAUGCUCUCCGACUGAUUUCGCCUCUGCAGCUCAACACGCACCGCUGAGCUCAGCCGCCUCUCACAACGCGCCGGCACGCGUCAUGUCUAAUCCAAACGUUGAUCACCACUUUGAAGGUGACAGCAAGCUGCUGAACGCGACUUUCAAUCCUCGCGCUGAAGUCCGGUCCGCCCUGCUUGCUCUGCAGAAGGAAUUGGCGCGCAUAGAGGGCCAGCCGGUGCAGGUCACCGCCGAAAUCAAGUUCAACGUGUCAGGCCUGAACGCCAAGGAGCACGUCUAUUCCGUCAAUGUGACAGAUGCGCACUUUGAUGCUGCAGUCUUUGCCCGGAACAAGGCAUCGGCCAGACGCUCAGGAAAUGCAUCGGCCAGCUCUCCGGGAAAUCCAACAUCACUGCGAAGCGCUCUCGAAGCCGAAGACGGCGCGGAGAGCAGACCCUUGAAACGUGUGCGCACAGAUGGCGACGAUGCUGCACUAUCUGCCACUCUACGAAAUGGCACUUUAUCCGAAGAGGCUACGAGUCAGAAAGUCGACGAAGUCUUGAACAUUAUCAAAGGCUGGCGUGACGAGUGGAAAGCCCAAGGCGGCUGGCUCUUCGACACUCUCAACACAGUCAACAAAGGCGAGAAAGACAUCCAGAACGCCAUCGAGAAGAAGCUCGAGACUGUCCAAGAUGUACUAGGACAAUCUAUAAACUCAGCCACUGCAUCGACAAUGUCCGAGCUGUCGAAUAUCACCAAAUUAUUGCCCUGGUUGGAACACUGUCGAAAGACCAAUGCCGACAAGGUGCAAGCGCGUGAAGAGAAAUGGCGCUCGAGCAGUGCCUCAUUCCACGAUCAAGCUCGGCGAGAAAGGGAGGAGGCCGAGAAGCGAUUCGAGGAAAAGCUGGAGGCUCAACGGCGAUUGUUGAUCAAAGUCGCAGAGGCGAAUGGAAUUGACAUUGAUGAAGACGAUCAGCGGAGCGACGUCUCACUUGGCGAGCAACUGACCGCAGAGCUCAACUCUGAGGCCUUGCGAGCCGAGCGUGACUCGAGAAAUUUGGCAAGCCACGCACAUAUUACUAUCGACGAUUGA
Pseudocercospora fijiensis CIRAD86 is the source of this 1704-nucleotide messenger RNA. RefSeq lists its product as uncharacterized. The coding region runs from base 1 to 1704 and encodes 567 amino acids. The record is from RefSeq and is a predicted model, not a curated record. Lineage: Eukaryota; Fungi; Ascomycota; Dothideomycetes; Mycosphaerellales; Mycosphaerellaceae. The transcript has 7 exons.